AACAUGUUGUACUGAUAAAUACAGUUUAUUUGUUAGGUAUAGGAAAUGAAUUAAUUUUAAAAAGAAAAGUCUUUUUAUGUACAAGGACUUCCUUUUUAUUAUUUCUACUUAAAACACAUUUUUGUUUGAAUCUAUAGAUGCUGACUUCUUAGAAUGAGGCAGCUCCUGUAAAGGAAAAAAGUAUAUCUCAUAUCUAGAAAUUCAUCUUUGUUGAGGAUAUCCUUGAUGAGACAUUAUCAGAAUUGCAGGACAAACAGAUACUAAAAGUACUGGCCAUUUUCUGAAAGCUCUUGAACAUGACAAAGUUCCAGAACUAAUGUGGCAAGCAUAUGAUUGGCAUCAGGAAGAUAUUAAGAAAGAUGAACCUUUGAAGAUAGACUGUGAAAAUAAUGCAUUGGGAAAAAUAUUUUCUUGGAGUGCAAGCUUUGUUCCCUUCAGAGACAGAUCCCAUAAAUGUGACUCAAGAGGAGUAAGUUUGAAACAGAAUUUAUAUUCAAAUUUUCAGAGUAAAAGCCAUGCAAAAAUGAACUCUGAUGAAUUAAACAGUCAUGGGAAAUCACUUUUCUGCACCAUACUUGAAACCUUCCACUCUCAAGGCCAGUACUGUGAGCAUAAUUUAUGUGUAAAGGCUUUCAGUGUAGUGACAAAUUUUACAAGACAUCACAGAAUUCACACAGAAAGGAAACCUUAUGAAUGCAGUGAAUGUUCAAAAUCCUUUCAGUAUAAGUCACAGCUUAUCAUAUACCAGAGAACUCAUACAGGAGAGAAGCCAUAUCGGUGCAGUGAAUGUCAGAGAGCUUUCAGUACAAAAUGUCAUCUCACUCUGCACCAGAGAACUCAUACAGGAGAGAAACCAUAUGGAUGUGCUGAGUGUCAGAAAGCCUUCAGAACAAAGUAUCAUCUCAUUCUACACCAGAGGAUUCAUAAAGGAGAAAAACCCUACGAAGGCAAAGAAUUUGGAAAGGCUUACAGGGAGAAGGCAACACUCAGAUUACAUUACAGAGUGCAUACAGGAGAGAAAGAUUUCAAGUGUAGUGAUUGUGAAAAAUGUUUUAUGCAGAAGUCAAACCCAAUUAUCCAUCAAAGAAUUCAUACAGGAGAUAAACCCUAUUGAUGUAGAGAAUGUGAAAAGGCCUUCUGUAGUAAAUCUCAGCUUGUUGUUCACCAGCGAAUUCAUGUAGGAGAAAAAUCCUGUGAAUGCAAGGAAUGUGGGAAAGGCUUUAAUAAAAACACAAACCUCAUAACACAUCAAAGAAUUCACACAGGAGAAAAACCUUAUGAAUGCACUGAAUGUGGGAAAGCUUUUAUACACACAUCACAGCUUACUGUACAUCAGAGAAAUCAUACAGGAAGAAAACCUCAUGAAUCCAAGGAAUGAGGGAAAUCCUUUAAUAAAAAGUCACUUCAUAAUAUCGAGAAUUCAUACAGGAAAGAAACCUUAUGAAUGCAGUGAAUGUGGGAAAGCUUUUAUAGACAACUCACAGCUUACUGUUCAUCGAAGAAUGCAUAUAGGAGAAAAACCUUAUGAAUGCAGGGAAUGUAGGAAAGCCUUUAAUAAAGAGUUGUCCCUCGGCCGGGCGCGGUGGCUCAAGCCUGUAAUCCCAGCACUUUGGGAGGCCGAGACGGGCGGAUCACGAGGUCAGGAGAUCGAGACCAUCCUGGCUAACCCGGUGAAACCCCGUC
Molecule: messenger RNA, 1683 nt
Organism: Chlorocebus sabaeus (green monkey)
Lineage: Eukaryota; Metazoa; Chordata; Mammalia; Primates; Cercopithecidae
Source: RefSeq, a predicted model, not a curated record